Messenger RNA from Arabis nemorensis, 615 nucleotides. The record is from the annotation of a GenBank genome assembly. NCBI's taxonomy places the organism in Eukaryota, Viridiplantae, Streptophyta, Magnoliopsida, Brassicales, Brassicaceae.
AUGGCUUCUAAGAGUUCUUCACUUUUCUGGGUCAUCUUCUUCAUCUACGCUGCUUCAGUUUCAUCCUCUUUUCUCGCUAAAGCACACGAACAAAACGGAGACGAAGAGAAGAGCAGUAGCGUUGGGCGUAGAUUCCUUCUAGGUUUCAAAGAAACUCAAAAAGGAAGUAACAUUACCUUCGCAUGCUCUCCUUCAGGUCCUUGUGUUUCUUGCAAUUCCUCCGAAAAGAGAAAAGAGAAGUAUCGUUGCAGUGAAACAGGUUAUCGUAUUCCUUUCAAAUGUAAAGAGGUGAAAGGAGAAGAAGGUUCACACAAGAAAGAUAGAGAAGAAAAACAAAAUGGUCAAGCUAACGACGACGAAGAAGUUGUUGAAUCAACGAAACCAAGAAAUCUGCUGGAUGAUUCACCAGCAUCCAAAGUAAAGUCUCAGUCUUACAAAACUUACAGAAGCUGUGUCCCUUCUGGAGAUGAGGAGAAGAUAUCAGUUCUUGGUUUUGAGGCGUUUAUGCUAGGACUGUUAUUGAUAAGCGGAUCGGCCAUAUACUUCAGAAAGAAACAGACAGUACCGAUGCUUGGAGUAUCCAAUGGAAGAUCACAAAGCAAUUCGCGGUUUUAG